UCGGAGCACGUGUGAGCGUCAUUCGUGCGCUAGACGUUCGGUGUGCCGGUUCGUUUUACUCGUCCGUGCAGUCCCACUUAACUGUACCAAUCUGUUGCUCGCUCAAUGCGUCAGGGAAGAUAAAGCUCUAAAAAACAUAAAUAAUUGCAGUUUGUGUCAAACUUUUGCCGCUAAAUUAAAUGAAAGUCUUCUAAAUAUCAAACCGCGUGUGCUUUUGUGUGUUUUUGGUGUGAUUUUGUUUUACGAGGCUGUGUGUUGCGUAUGCUAACUGCUUACAUUCGAUCAACCGUGUGUAUCCAGGGUAUCCUUUUACGUCGGGUGGGCCCGCUGUGUGAACGAGUGAGAAAAAAACAGUGAGUAAAUAAGCAAACGCCAAAGCUCCAUCAGCAAGUAAAAUUAAAAGUGACACGCUAAAAUUAAAUAGUAAAAAAAGCAGCUCACCACAAAAACGUUACACAAAAAGCCGGUGGGAAGGGGUAAAGCACCCAUUGCCACAGUUCGAGGUGUGCAGAAAAUUGAAAAUCCUCCCUCACUCUCACCGAGGUUGGACGUGCGCUGGCUUUGACAGCUCAAUUUCCAUCACCCUCGAUCGUAAAAGCGUCCGUGCGCCGGAUUGUGGCCAGCUUCACAAGUUCGCAACGCACCGAAAGCCAAACCAAGCGAGUGUACCAAAAUCGCUAGAACGGAACAGUGAGUGUGUGUGUAUGAGUGUGUGAAUGUCCGGUGAAUAAAGUACACCAUCGUCUUGCGAUCGAAUACACAUCGGACAGCAGUAAGAUUACUUUGCGAUUGCGAAAACUUAAAAAAAAAACAACACACACACACAAAAGUGUGACAAAAAGUGCACUAAAACAACAGUACGAAGUGCGCCCGGCCAUCCUCAACCAACUCAAAUUCUGUUGUUUAACUCCGGUCGAGUUCUCCUCUACCACCCAAGCAUACAAACACAAAAAAAAACCGUGAUCUUCACACGGCGGAAAUCGAUACAGACUUGUAUCACACACCACUAAAAAGGCGAAAGCGCAUUGGACAUGUGAUUCUGCAUCGGUGGGCAUCUCUCCAGAACAAUCGCGUGUCUUCAUUAUCGCACAGUUUGACGAGGGCAUCUCGUGCAAAGAAAACGGCCCCCAAAAUACACCACGAAAGUAAGGGCAGCUCUAAGAUGAAAGCAUCCAGAGGGCCACGGCCCUUGGUGCUGACGGCGGCACUGACCCUAGCGCUGCUAGCACACACAGGCCACGCGUUCCUAGCCGGCUACCGAAGCGGGCUCGGACUGGACGGGUUUGGCAUUUGCCCCGCCGAGAUGCGCAACUGCUCCUGCCGCUCGUACACCGGCGCCGAGACGGAGAUCGACUGCCCGGAAGCGGACUCGACCGUGCACCUGCGCAUCGAGCCGCACCAGUACGCGGAGAUGCGCUGCCAGCGCAACCGACGCUACGACUUUGAACAGAUCCCGCAGCUGUCCAUCGGCGACACGAACCGGCUGACGAUCGACGACUGUCCGUUCCCGCACCACCAGUCCAUCCUGCAGCUCGUCUCGUUCCUCGGCACGACCCAGGUGAAGGUGCUCUGGCUGAAGAACAACGCGAACCACGAGCAGAGCGCGUCGCUGGUGCGGCAUCACUUUGCCGGGCUGGACCAGCUCGACCGGCUCGCCAUCAGCAACGCCAAGCUGAGCGACAUCGGGCCGGACCUGUUCGAGCAUCUGCCCAACCUGACCUGGCUCGACAUGCGGGACAACAUCUUCCGACUGCCGGCCACCAUCUUCGAUGCGCUGCCGAAGCUGCGCGUCCUCGAGCUCAGCUUCAACAGUCUGGAGGAGCUGGACCCGCGGUUGCUGCGCCACCUGCCCAACCUGCGGCUGCUCACGCUGUGGCACAACAAGCUGCGUACGUUGAGCCGGGCGGCGUUCACCGGUAUGCCGGAGCUGGAGCGGCUUGAUCUGUCCUCGAACCAGCUCGAAUCGGUACCGGGCGAUCUGUUUGCCGAUUUGCCGCACCUAACCGAGCUGGCGAUGGGGGUCAACAACUUCCGCACGCUGCCCGACGGCUUGUUCCGAGCGAACCGUGAGCUGAGGAAGGUUAAGCUUGCGUCCCAGCGCGUCGAGCUCGAAACGCUACCGCACGAUCUGCUCCAAAUGCUACCCGUGCUCGACCAGGUUAGCCUGGAGCGGGUCGGGCUGGUUAGCCUGCCCGGUACGCUGCUGUUCGGUUCGGCCAAUCUAACCCAGCUGAAUCUGGCCAACAAUCAGCUGCACCAGCUGCCCGAGGAUUUGCUGCGGGACCAGAAAGCGCUGCAGGUGCUGCAGCUCCAGCACAACCAGCUGACCGGUCUGCCCGCCGGCUUGCUGCGGAACACGGUCGAGCUCCAUACACUGCGCUUGUCACACAAUCAAAUAGGCGAACUAUCUGCCGUCGCGCUGCAAGCGCUCACAAAGUUACAGGAACUCUAUCUCGACCACAACCAACUGCACACGAUUGAGCUGCACGCGUUCAAGCAAACGACCGCCCUGCACACGCUCCACCUGCAAGUGAACCAGCUGGCAUUCGAAACGCUCAACACGCUGCCCGCCACUGCGCCGGACACGGGCGACCAGGAACAGCUGACCGAUCACAUCCCCGCCCCGGACGAGUUCAGCCUGCUCGCCCAGGACGGGACCCCGUUCCAGCAUCUGCACCAGCUGCGCGAGCUCGACCUCUCCUCCAACUGGCUGACGGCGGUGCCGCGCGACCUCCUUCUCAACACGCACGAGCUCCAGCGGCUCAACCUCACGCGCAACAACAUCACCAGCCUGACGUACGCGAACCUCCAGUUCCUGGCGCCCGCCAUCACGGUCGAUCUGCGCCACAAUAGCAUCUUCGAGAUCGAUCUCGCCGACAUGGAGCGGCUGGUGCUGCUCGAGCCGCGCAACUUCGACGAGCAGACGGGUCGGGCGCGCAUCCUCCUCAACGACAAUCCGCUCCACUGCAACUGCAUCGCGUACGCGUUCGCGCAGUACAUCCAGAACCGGCUAGCGACGGCCGUGUACGAUCGGUUCGAGCUGGUAGCGAACGAGCUCACCUGCCACGGCCCGGAACAUCUGGAGGGCGCGCUGAUCAAGGACGUGCCGACCCGCGAGCUGCUCUGCGAGCUGGACACACCGUCGACCGCGAUCCGGCACUGUCCAGCGCCCUGUCGGUGCUACAUCCGGCCGGAAGAUACAGGCGUGAUCAUCGACUGCAGCGGCCAAGCCCUGACCGAGGUGCCGGAGCUGCCCCGGCCCACCACCUUCGGUUAUCGGUUCAUUGAGCUACACCUGGAGAACAACAACAUUAGCGCCCUGCCGGAUUCGACGACCGCGAGCGGCAGCAGUGGUUGGGCGGAAGUCCGCGAGCUGUACGCGUCGAACAACUCGAUCGCGGCGCUAGCCGCCGACCAGCUGCCGCGCAGUUUGCGACUGCUCGAUCUGAGCCGCAACCGGCUGACCGCGCUGGACGGGCCGCUGGCCGAGUCGCUGACCGCUAGCACGACGCUCACCACCGUGCGGUUGGCGCACAACGACUGGACGUGUCAGUGCGAGACGACCCAGUUGCUAACGUUCGCGCAUGCUAACCAGCGCCGCAUCGAAGACUUCGGGCGGCUCCGUUGCUCGGACGGGCGACCACUGGAACAGAUGACGCUCAGCGACCUGUGCGUCGAUCGCACUCACGUGAUCGUGCUGACCUGUGUGAUCGUGUCCGUCGUCGCCUGCCUGGUGGCGGCGCUCUCGCUGGUCUACUACACGUACAAGCUCGAGCUGAAGGUGUGGCUGUUCAAGCACGGUCUCUGUCUGUGGCUGGUUGCGGAGGAGGAACUGGACCGGGACAAGCUGUACGACGCGUUCGUGUCGUACUCGCACAAGGACGAAGCGUUCAUCACCGAGCAUCUGGUGCCGACGCUCGAGCGCGACCCGAUGAACUUUAAGCUCUGCUGGCACGUGCGCGACUGGACGCCCGGCGAAAUGAUCUCCUCCCAGAUUUCCAGCUCCGUUGAGCAGUCGCGCCGCACGAUCAUCGUCCUGUCGAGCAGCUUUCUCGAGUCGCUCUGGGGCCAGCUAGAGUUCCGCACCGCGCACCUGCAGUCGAUGGCGGAACGGCGCAACCGGCUGAUCAUCAUCAUCUACGGCGACAUCGGCAACAUCUACGAUCUCGAGCCCGAGCUGCGCGCCUACCUGCACACCAACACGUACGUGCGCUGGGGCGACCCGUGGUUCUGGGACAAGUUGCGCUUCGCCAUGCCCCAUCCGCCGAAGGUGCGAGGUGCCAGCGGUACCGCCAGUACUGUCGUCAAGUCGGGCGUCAGCACCGCCGGCGGACUGUUCAUGAAGCAGCUGCAAGGUGCCGCCCCGGUGGACGACCGGCUCGAGCUGAUCAAACCGCAGGUCACGCCGGCCACCCCACCCGCCCUUACCACGCCGCCAACCGAGCCAAUCAGCAGCGCCACGCCGGCCCCGGGCCCGUUCGUCAUCAGCGGUAACGGUGGCGGUGUUGGCGGCGCCGGUGCCCAGCUGCUCCACCAGCAGCUCAGCAAUGCGUACCGCGCCAGCGGUCACAUCAACGGUGCAUUCGUCAUCAACAGCAACGCAAAGCAGAGCGACGUCUAGUUGCUGUGGCGUUUCGAGCGAACUCGCAAACACGAACAGACUGAAACAACGAAUCUCGAAUCUCGAAUAGUGCGUACCCCGAAGGUCACACGCGGUCCUCUUGCCGUGUGAACGGUCACAUUGCAGAGGAAUGUAGUUUAGACUAGUAACCCGGUCGCUCGAUGCCUCACCCCCAAACGGGCAUUACAUUUCCUACUUUUAGUAACAUAACUUAUCAGCAAACGCAAGCUGACGAAUGCAUCUCUCCAAGGCUAGGAUUACCUUCGAUGCUUCCCUCACACAGAGCGCACCGCACGUCCAAAGCUACCGAUUCAAGGGAAACGAUCAAAGAGACCGGCAGCAAGAGCCGGCAGUUAGCGAUAAGUUUGUAACCUUUUUAACGACACAAGCCUUGAGUGUCUUUUGAUUCUCAUUUUCAUACCAACCGUGCAGGCAACGUAUCGCAACGUAGGCCGUCUGGGCUGCAUUGCGGUUGCUGUAGGGCGUAUUUAUAAUCGCAAGUUUUCUUGCCAAAAAGUACUUACUGCUCACACAAAAUGCAAAAUGCGUAGGCGAGCAAAGAGCGCGUAUCGUUUAGGUCGUAAGAUUAAGAGGUUUAAGCUGCCCUAGAUAGGCAAACGGCACCAUGUUACCCCGUGUCCUGGCACGUACCACCCUAGUACCUACUCACUAUUCAUCCACUCAUUCACCAUCUCCCACCUCCCCCAUACCCUUUUCAUCACCCAACACACAAAAGUCCCUUGUUCAAUUUGUACCAUUUCAUCUGAACUGAUUUACUUACCCUCUGUUUUUAUUUUGUCUGCGCCAUGUUCUUUGACCUCUUUAUCUCUAACUAUAUGAAGCAUGUGUAUAGUGUUUAGGAAGUAAUAUGCAGCGUGUGUGAAACGUGAUUGCAUGAAUAAAAAUAAUGAUAUAAAACAACAAAUGCCAACCCACGAUGUUUGCAUUGCAUU
Messenger RNA from Anopheles arabiensis, 5574 nucleotides. Its product is annotated as protein toll-like. The record is from RefSeq and is a predicted model, not a curated record. Lineage: Eukaryota; Metazoa; Arthropoda; Insecta; Diptera; Culicidae. The transcript is spliced from 5 exons. Gene Ontology annotation, biological process: immune response; toll-like receptor signaling pathway. Gene Ontology annotation, molecular function: protein binding; transmembrane signaling receptor activity. Gene Ontology annotation, cellular component: membrane. The coding region runs from base 1163 to 4621 and encodes 1152 amino acids.